CAGCAGUACUUCGGCCCUUUUUAAACCCGAUCCUGUGGCGUCGGCCCGUUCUUCGUUCUUACAGCUGUGUAAGUAAACAGGAUACUCAAUUGGGAAGCCCUAGCGCACCAAAAUGGCAGUGUAACGGCGUGCGGCAGCGAACCUUGCAGCGGCAACAACCUGGCAGUGCAACGGCUAAGUGCACUGGCUUUUUCUGGCAAAAUGGCGUCUCUCCCGGCAACCACCCUCAGCUUUGCUGCCGUCGACAGCAUCACCGGACCUCUCGACUCACCUUUGUUUUUGUACACCUUUUCGCGGCUACCACUGACCAGCAGCAGCCAUGACACUCUCCCAGCUCGCCUUGGAGGACGUGGAGGCCCUGUACUUAGGGCCCUCAUAUCUGAUGGCUGACCCCAUGGGGCCCCUUCUGGACCAAGAUGAAGAAGAAGCUCUUUCUCCCUCCUCCUCUCUAGAGGGGAAGGCGCCAGCUUCGCCCUCCCUCUCUUUGUCCGCUUACCCAUCCUCCUUAUCCCCUUAUCAGACUGUAUCUUUCUCCCCGCUGUCUUUAGCCUCUCCACCUCCCUCUCCUCCUCCCACCCAUUCCUCCUUGUUCCUGGGAACCAAGGCCAGAGCGGACUCACUGUCCUUCUCCUCUCUGGUUGAUGACAACCUGCUCGACGCCCACGUUGGAGCAGAUGAUGGCAAAGCAGAUGAUGAUCCGUUUGCUGGCAUGGACUGGAUGUCAGAGAAAAUCGACCUGAGUGAAUUUGACCUGGAGUCUCUCAUUGGAUCCUGUUCAUCUGAUGAGUCUCCCAGCUCCCCCGAAGAUCUCCUGGCCUCUCUUGACUCCUCCAUGGAGCUUGAUCUAGACCCCUUUGACACAGUCCCACACAGCAGCCUUGAGUUGGGUAUUCCACUGCCUGACAUUCCCACCCUCCCUCUGGAGCUCCCUCUCCCCAUGACAGCUGAGCCCAAGAAGACAGAGGUUGCUCUUGCUCAGGAGGUUAAGUCUGAGCCUCCCUCUCCCUCUCCAUCUCCAGUCUACACAUUAGAGUUAGGAAGCGAAGUAGAUGUCCUGGAUGCUGACAAAUCAGCCACAUCCGUCACCAUCUUCCCAGACCCCAGUGGAAGCAUUCAGGCUGCUCCCAUUGUGCUUUCCAUACCCACUGCAGGACACUUUGUGGUGGUGCUUGCCAACAAAGAGGAGCCCUCCCUCGUGUCUCUCCAUGGUGAAGCUGUUAAAGUCUCUCCACCAAGCGAAUGCGACAGUGACUCCGGCAUUGAGUCAGUCAUCGGCUCACCUCCUCGCCUUCCUUCUCCCCUUCCUACCCCAACCCCUGCAGCUGGUUCCUCCAGGACCAAACCCUACUCUAAAUCAGAAACCACCACCUCCCCCAAAGCCUCCAAGGUUAAAUCAGUGUCUGGUGCUCCCAAAGGGGUGGAGAAAAAGCUGAAGAAGAUGGAGCAGAACAAGACGGCAGCCACGCGCUACAGGCAGAAGAAGAGGGUUGAGCAGGAGGAACUUGGCAAAGAGUGUGAAGAGCUGGAGAAGAAGAACCAUGAGCUGACGGAAAAAGCAGAGUCCAUCAGCAGAGAGAUCCAGUACCUCAAAGACCUGAUGGAAGAAGUUCGAAAGCACCGCCGUGGAAAGACCAACUCAGUAGCUUAAACAGAAAGUAGUGACAGGGCAGCGUUUCUACUUUAGUGCUCACAUGCUAUAAGGGAAUCCAAACUAGUAUUAGAAAAAUAUUGUAAAAGAUCUGUGUGUGAUGAACACAUGAAAGUUGAGAUUAAUAGUGUAGAUUGGGGGGCUGGGAGUCUGUUAGGUGGAGCAUCAGUACAUGCUUGUCUCUCAGUCCCUUCUUCCACUUACAGCAGGGUGUAAGUUUGUAGACUAGGCAUGCAAAGCACAAGUCACCGUAGCUCCUGGUAGUGUUGUAGAUGUGUAACUCACUGACAGAUUCCCUCAUAAUCCUGCACCCCUUCAUUGCCAGACCUCAGAUGAGCUUAAAUCAAUUUAGUCAGUAAAAUGAAAUACAGCUUCUACCCUGUUCCCACUACCUUUUAACCCUUUGUAACCCCAUUUGACCUUCUUCUUAACAGCUUCACGUCCAGAAAGGGGCCUCAGACUAUUUAUAUGAAUUACUGAUACUGUUGAGUUAUGUAUAUAGUUUCUCCUCCUUUGCUUGCAGAUUGUGGCUUUUGUUAUUUUUUUUUUUUUCUUGGGAUAAAAGCUUUAUCAGAUUUUCAGUUGCUCUGUCUCCUGGCACUGGUGUUUGGCUUGUAAAAAAAUGCUUUGCUGGUCUUUUUUUUUUUUCCUAUUAAAGUACUCUGUAAUCAAG
This is a messenger RNA of Archocentrus centrarchus (flier cichlid), 2321 nucleotides long. RefSeq names its product activating transcription factor 4a (gene atf4a). Gene Ontology annotation, biological process: regulation of transcription by RNA polymerase II. The transcript is spliced from 4 exons. Gene Ontology annotation, molecular function: RNA polymerase II transcription regulatory region sequence-specific DNA binding; DNA-binding transcription activator activity, RNA polymerase II-specific. Bases 320 to 1648 code for a protein of 442 amino acids. Gene Ontology annotation, cellular component: nucleus; ATF1-ATF4 transcription factor complex; ATF4-CREB1 transcription factor complex. Lineage: Eukaryota; Metazoa; Chordata; Actinopteri; Cichliformes; Cichlidae. The record is from RefSeq and is a predicted model, not a curated record.